UUUUAAUACUUCGUUGGAAGAUACCUGGCUCCGACGGCUUGAAAGGCCGAGAGGGCUUUCACAAUCGGAUAAUAAUGACUUUUAACACUUCGGAUUAGAGGGUUGUGUUAAUAGUUAUAAAUGACACCAUUACAACUGUCUGGCUUAGAUAUACUAAAAAUUUCGCUUUUUUGCGGUACUUGCCCUCAACCGUAGCACGAUUUCCGGCCGUGGAACACCAAGCACAGGGACGAAACACAGACCAGUGCUAGAGAACGUCAGAACGAAAUUUCCAUGUUUUUCUUGAACCGAGGCGAAAAUGCACGUAGCCACGUCGACACGCAGACGUUUGCAGAAAUAGGAAUCGAACCCCGAGACGAAAACGAUCGCCUUUGUAAGAAAAACUAUUCGGAGAGUCAGUGAGCUAAAUGAAAGGACAAAACAAAAGUUAAGAAAAGUUUCAGUGAAAACUAUUCCAAAUGGCUCUUGGUGAAUAUGACUUGAGAUUCUAGAUUUAACAACAUGGCAGAUAUAGAAUGUGGAGGAUAUCAAUUCCUCCACAACUUUGAUUCUGGAAAUUUGGCUAAUGUCGAGUAUCUCGGGUAUUAUGAACCCGAAGAUGAAGAGCCAUAUUUUGAAUUUGAUGUUUGGACAAGACCUGAUAAUGGAGGCUCCGAGUAUGAGAAUGGGAAUCGUACCUGGUUCUACUUUGGUAUCAGAGGUGGGACACCAUUCAGCACCAUAAAGUUGAACAUUCAGAUGAAUAAGCAAAGCAAGAUGUAUGGCCAAGGGAUGGCACCUGUUUAUCGGGUGCUCCCUGGAAGAGGGAAUUGGGAAAGGAUCAAGGACAGGCCGACGUUUUCAGUAAAUCUCGUGCAAAAUAUAACAAGUGGAAAAUUUAUUCUAAGUUUCAAACAUAAAUUAGGGGAAACUGAGAAGACGACAACAUUUUUCGCAUUCACAUACCCAUUUUCUUAUUCCGACCUCCAGAGUUUUUUGUGUUCGUUAGACUUCAUGUACCGAAUGAAGAAUGAGACAUCAACACACACAAAAGUAGAUGAUAUUUACUAUCACAGAGAGUUGCUGUGUUACACUCUAGAGAAACGAAGAGUUGAUUUAAUAACAAUAUCAUCCCACCAUAACAUUAGCACUCAACGAGAGCCAAGAUUCGAACAUCUAUUCCCCGAUCUGUCGACACCCAGAUGUUUCAAAUUUAUCAAAAAGAAUGAAAGUGAAAGUGAUAAAUAUCUCUUCAAGUUCAGAAGACAAUUCAUGAAACCGACUCAAAAACAGGUAAUAUUUCUCAGCGCCAGAGUUCACCCUGGAGAAACGCCUUCGAGCUUUGUCAUGAAUGGGAUUUUGUCGUUUUUGAUGUGCAAAGAGGAUCCUGUUGCCAUAGCCCUAAGAAAGUAUUACGUCUUCAAGAUAAUACCAAUGAUCAAUCCCGAUGGGGUUUAUAGAGGCAAUUAUAGGACAGAUACAAGAGGAGUCAAUCUUAACAGGGUUUACCUAAAUCCUUCUCCUACUGAUCAUCCUGCAAUUUAUGGCGCAAGGAAAUUGAUCCUCUUUUACCACCAUGGUCGUGAAGUUGAAGAACCGCCAAAUCUAUUUGCUGCUUUCAGCCUUCCUAGCCCUAAUGAUAAAACAGAUGACACUGAUUUGAAAGUACUAAAAACUUACGAUCAGGCUGAUGAUAGCCCAGAGGAGGAAUGCGAUGACAGCUGUGGGGAUUUAAUCCACCUUCCGAACAAUGGAACUGCGGAUUGUAACGAAGAAAAAAAUAGUCCAGAUUUGUCUUUCCACCAGUUGAUAACACCGCCUGAAAAUUCUGGCAUAUUUCUGUACAUUGAUAUGCAUGGUCAUGCCUCAAAAAAAGGCAUUUUUAUGUAUGGAAAUCAUUUUAAAAACAUGCAAGAUAACAUUGAUUGCAUGCUACUGCCAAAGUUGAUCUCAAUCAAUUCCCAACAUUUCCAUUUCGACUCAUGUAACUUUACAGAGAGAAACAUGUAUCUCAAGGAUAAAAAAGAUGGCAGUUCGAGAGAAGGCGCAGGCAGAGUCGCCACGCUAAAGUUAAUAGGGCUGAUCAGAAGUUAUACUUUAGAGUGUAAUUACAACAUGGGGAAGAGAGUGAACCAUCUUCCUCCACCCCUGCGAGAGACUCUAGACAAGAAGCCCAUGCAACCGCAUAUAACACCUCCAAAGUUCACGCCACAGAUUUUUGAAGAGGUUGGACGUUCCAUUCUUUGGUCUGUUCUUGAUUUAAAUGGUCUUCAUCCAAAUUCUCGCCUUAUUAAUUCAUCAUAUAGAUGUUUGUUGAAUGUACGAGAAGUGCUGAAGUAUAAAGUAAUUGCUGAUCAAAAUCUGAGUGACGGCAAAGCCGAAAUGAAAAAAGCUAGAAGUAGCAAGGUGAAGGGUGACAAUAGUGGCAUCACUUUCAAUGGUAGCAAACCAAAAGUAAACAACCGAGGAGAAGAUAGAUCCAGGAAAUCGAAGGUGUCCCCAAACCCUUCGAAUAGCGCUUCUCUGUCUAAAUUUGGGACCAAAGGUCAGCCCAGCCAUGUGUCGACUGCACCAGAAAUAAGGAAAAAGCGAAUGAAAAGGACAAAUUCACCUAAUUGGAUGAGUAUGUCUCGUCUCGAGAAAAAAGGCGAUGCCAAAAGGCUUCUGCCUGAACAGCGUAGGAAGAAGUUGAAACCAAAUGACAUUAAUGAUGAAAAUGCUAACACACUGAAAGACCAGAGAGAUCCUCAUUUGGAAGAAAUAAAAAAUUAUAUUGAGCACAUGGGUGAAAAAGAAGUAGUUGAGUAUGAGCAGGCCAAGAUGUUAUUGUGCCGAUAUUUGCUUCUUGCUUUUGCACUUGAUACUGCACGUUCUCAGCAUAAUAAAUACCCCAUGAUUAAUCAAAGUGAGCAGACAAAAACGGCCUUAUAAGUUCGCACCUUCAAUGUGAACUUACAUGCUCGGCAUCUUCUUGGGAAGGAGAACAAUAGAACCCAUUUCUCAUUUCGUCAAAACCGAAACAAGCCCUUAUACUUUCUGGAUUUUCGGUUCGAGCAAUUUCUGGAUUAGAAGGGCCAGUUAAUUCAUUCAGUUUGGAAACUCCAUAGUCGUUCAAAAGCUCCAUUGCAAUAACCGGCGAUGAAGUCAUAUGGGCAAUCACAGCACUGAUGACACAAACAUAAACAACAAAUAAAUGUAUUUUCUAUUGUAAUUCUACUUAA
Cimex lectularius (bed bug) is the source of this 3200-nucleotide messenger RNA. Its product is annotated as cytosolic carboxypeptidase-like protein 5. The coding region runs from base 502 to 2910 and encodes 802 amino acids. The record is from RefSeq and is a predicted model, not a curated record. Lineage: Eukaryota; Metazoa; Arthropoda; Insecta; Hemiptera; Cimicidae. Gene Ontology annotation, molecular function: zinc ion binding; metallocarboxypeptidase activity. Gene Ontology annotation, biological process: protein deglutamylation; proteolysis. The transcript has 18 exons.